GAAUAAUGGUCUUCUAGGGAUGAAGGCUCCCUUUCAUUAUAAAUAACCUUGCCGAUUAAGAAUAAGGGUAAUAUUGAUGUUACUGCAGACAGACAGAUGAAAUUGCAGACGGACAUUGUGAUGACAUCAUCAUUUGAAAUUCUAUUUAAACGAUGAUUUGAGUAACCAUUUUAGUUUAGUGACAAUUACGCUUUUUAACGCAACACUGAUAUUCAACUACAGCAACGAUGGGUCUAAAAGUGACAUAUGUUUUAUGUUUAACUCUACUCAUGUUGGGAAUUGCUAAGAUCUCACUGGGAAAGCCAAUCCAAGAAGACAAGAAAAACACAACUUCUGAACUUGAGCUUAAAGAUGAAAAAGUACAUGAACUUGAACAUCAAAUAGAAGAGGAAAAAGUGAAGGAUCUGACAGAAAAAAUUGAAGAACAAAAAAAUAAAUUCAAAAUAAUAUCAAAACUGGUUGAGUAUGAACAUGAGGUUAUAAAGUUAUUGGAGAAAGAUGACAUUAAAAAAGAUAUCAAAACUGAUCAAACUAUUUUCAAAAAUGAAGUUGAAAAAAUACCCGUUAAAGAAAAAGCUGCUGAAGCAAAUGUGACAGAUAUUCCUUCCAAAGUUGAUGAAAGCCUCAGAGAAGAAGACAACAAAGCUUCAAAUGAAGAAAUAAAUGGGUCUGGAGAGGAGGGAAGUGGAGAAGAGGACAGUGGUGUUGAUGGAAGUGGAUCAAGUGGCAUUGAAACUGAACUUAUUGGUGGUGAAAUAAUCGUAACUUGUUCAAAUGAAUCGAUGACAGCUGACAUUGUUAAUGACAAAGAAAAUCCUGAUGUUCAGUCUUCAAAUGCUCCUAAGGAUGAAGGAUUCAUGGACUAUCAAGAAAAGGGAAAAGUAGAUGGACAAACUCAGAAAGAUGACAAUGAACUGACAAACAGUGAAUCAAAUGAGCAUAAAAAUCUGUCUUCUGCAAAUGGUAGUGAACAUGUUCAAAAUGAUGUUGAAGUUGUGGUCACAGAAGUCAAUAGUGCUACAAAUGAAAAGGUGACCAUGGUGGAUAAAGAUUAUAGUGAGUCGAACACUGAGAAAAAUGAGCCUCAAAGUGACAAGCCCGGAAGUGAGGAGAAGGCCCAAAGUGAGGAGGAUCCCCAAAGUGAGGAGCCUCAAAGAGAGAAUGAGCCUCAAAGUGAGGAGCUUCAACAUGAGGAGGAGCCUCAAAGAGAGAAUGAGCCUCAAAUUGAGAAGCCUCAAAGUGAAAAUGAGCCUAAAAAUGAGGAGAAGCCUCAAAGUGAAGAAAAGCCUC
Messenger RNA from Owenia fusiformis, 1290 nucleotides. The record is from the annotation of a GenBank genome assembly. NCBI's taxonomy places the organism in Eukaryota, Metazoa, Annelida, Polychaeta, Sabellida, Oweniidae.